AUGGCGCCGUGCCACUGCAUGGCGAAGCCGACCACGGCGUCGCCCACCGGAAGUCUUCCCGAGUCCCCGCCCCCCGCGGCGAUCGUCGAUGACGUCGCAGAGAACACGCGCGCGGAAGCUCGGGCGUCCGUCGCCGUCGCGACCCCCGAGGCUGACGCGGACGCGGACGCGGACGAAUCUCGUCCCGCGGAGACGGCACCGAAACGCGGCGCGAACGCGGAGGCUGACGACCCGUCGGCGUCCCCAGCCGCGGUCGAACCCGAUCUCGUGGAGCUGAUGAUGGAGGCGAUGCGCGAGGUCGUGGAGACUUCGACGCCGACGAGAGAGGACGCGACCGCGGCGGCGGAGGAGGAGGAAGUGGCGGGGACGCGCGCCGAACGCGCCGCCGCCGGCGGCGGGCCGUCGCCGUCGAAAGUCGCCGCCGCCGCCGCGGAACCGACGGACGACGCCGCGUACGAUAGCGACGAGGACGACGUCAUCAGCGUGUUCCUCGGAUCGCCGCCAGCCACGGCGCGCGCGCCCGCGAGGGUGGCGGUGGUCGUGGAGGAGGAGGUCGUCGAGUUUCCGCCGUCGCCGCCGCGAGAUGUCGUCGUCGCCGCGGCGGAAAAAAGUCCGAAACCGACGACGGCGACGCCGACGCCGCCGGUCGAACGCGAAGCGAGCCCGGGCGUGGACGUCAUCGACGCGUUCCUCGCGCGCACGGUGUCCCCGGGCGGAGGGAACGAGUCCGACUCCACGGACGACGCGAUCAGCGAGUUCUUGUGUUCGCCGCACGUCGUGAACCCCGCGCCGGCGGCGGCACCGCCUCGGGAAGCGACGCCGCCGCCGACGCCGCCGACGCCGACGCCGCGAAACGGACGCAGCCCGCUCGCGACGCUUCCGUCGCCGCGGAAAGAAAACACGCCGCCGCCGCCCGCGAAGCACCAAAAAUCUCCACAGAAGACCGAACGAGACGAGUGGAAGACCGCGGUCGUGCUGUACGUCACUUCCAUGAGCGCGGUGCGCGCGACGAAGGACAAGUGCGACCGCGCGCGAGCCGCGACGCGGGCGCUCGGCGUCGCGAACGCGAUCGAGCGCGACGUCGCGGCGGCGUGCGCGUACAGAGAAGAACUCCGCGGCCGCCUCGCCGCGACGAGUGGACCCGGCGCCGGGAAAGGGCUGGUCGUGCCGUACUUGUUCGUGGGCGACGUCGCGGUCGCGGGAGGGGAUGAGCUGGACGCGCUCGUGUGCGAUGGAGGGUUGGAAGACGCUCUGAAGGCGCUCGGCGCGCGACGCGGGGACGACGAGGAAAACGGAGAAGACGGAGACGAAAAUGUAAAUGUAAAGAAGAAGGAAUGCGGCGGGUGCGGAGGGCGCGGGUUCGUCGUCUGCGGGAAGUGCCACGGAAGCACGAGGGUGCACUGCGUCGACGUCACGCGGAGAUGUUUCGCGUGCAACGAGGUCGGGAUGACGGAGUGCGUCGCGUGCGUGCCGGCGUUCGCGAGGACCGCGGCGAGUCCGCUCGCGUCUCCGGCGCGAGGCGCCGCCGUCCGGUGUUGA
This is a messenger RNA of Micromonas pusilla CCMP1545, 1539 nucleotides long. RefSeq lists its product as uncharacterized. Bases 1 to 1539 code for a protein of 512 amino acids. NCBI's taxonomy places the organism in Eukaryota, Viridiplantae, Chlorophyta, Mamiellophyceae, Mamiellales, Mamiellaceae. The transcript has a single exon. The record is from RefSeq and is a predicted model, not a curated record.